AGCCAAUCAGCGUGGCGCGCAGCGCUCUUUAAGCCUGACAUAACUUGAACAGGAACAAAUUGUCCCGACAAUCAACAUCCAAAACUCCGUUGCGCUUUUGAGGUGGAUAUCGUCGAUCCGGAUUGUAUGAAGUACAAUAAUAAAAACACCGAUUCAAAACCUAACCGUUCGAUCAGCUCUUAAAUAUAAAUAACGGGGAUAUCGCGUAUAGUAUUCGGAAUAAAAGCCAGCCUCCGGACAGUAUGUCAAUGUUGCCUUCCUUCGGGUUUACCCAGGAGCAAGUGGCGUGCGUGUGUGAAGUGCUGCAACAAGGUGGGAACCUAGAGAGACUGGGCCGUUUCCUCUGGUCUCUACCCGCCUGCGACCACCUCCACAAGAAUGAGAGCGUCCUCAAAGCCAAAGCUGUGGUGGCCUUCCAUCGGGGGAACUUCAGGGAGCUCUACAAGAUCCUGGAGAGCCACCAGUUCUCCCCGCACAACCACCCCAAGCUGCAGCAGCUGUGGCUGAAAGCGCACUACGUGGAAGCGGAGAAGCUGAGGGGCAGACCGCUGGGCGCGGUGGGGAAGUACAGGGUCCGCAGAAAAUUCCCGCUGCCCCGCACGAUCUGGGACGGAGAGGAAACCAGUUACUGCUUUAAGGAGAAAUCCAGGGGAGUCUUGCGGGAAUGGUACACCCACAACCCCUAUCCCUCCCCCCGGGAGAAAAGAGAGUUAGCCGAGGCCACGGGGCUUACGACCACGCAAGUUAGCAACUGGUUCAAAAACAGACGGCAGAGAGAUCGAGCUGCUGAAGCCAAAGAAAGAGAGAACAGUGAAAACAACAACUCCGGCAACAAUAAACAGAAUCAGCUCUCCCCUCUCGACGGCGGUAAGACUCUGAUGUCCAGCUCGGAAGACGAGUUUUCACCGCCGCAAAGCCCGGACCAGAACUCCGUGCUUCUCCUUCAAGGAAACAUGAACCACCCCGGCGGUGCGUCUUACCCUCUUGCCGGCCUCGGCGCUGCGCAGACGGUACACGGCCUCCAAGGACACCCGCACCAGCUUCAAGACUCCUUGCUGGGACCGCUAACCUCAAGUCUGGUGGAUCUCGGUUCCUAAACGUUUGAGAUUUUAUAUUAUUUUUGCUUUUGUUUUUAUAUAUAUAUAUAUACGAAAGAGAAAGAAAGCAAAAGACUCAAAUCCGACACUUUUAAUGUAUAUAUAUAAAUAUAUAAAUAUAUAAAUAUUAAAUAUUAAAAUUUUAACUACCCAAAUUUUCUGAUGUGAUAUGACACGCAGUGAUGCUUAACUGGACUGACUUUUGUCAAGUCGUUAAAUUCGUAAGUAGGCUAAAGACAGACGCAAUUUUGAUGGAUGCUCUGUUUCUGACGUACAUUCUGAUCAUAACUAAGCACUCGAAGCCCCCUUUAAAAGACGGUCCUAAAAGGUUUUAUUACCCCCAACACCUUAGGUGGACUUACCUUCCAUUUGCUUGAUUUAUGGAUUUUUUUCGCUAAAGAAUUCUUAAUACUUAGUUUACACGUAUACAUCUUGCAAUGGAACCUCACUAAGGAGUUUGGUCGAACUUCCCCCCCCCUCCCAAAGCAAGUUCAAGUUCUGAUCGGAAGAAUCGUGUUGCGGUUUCGGCUAGUGUCCAAUAAACAUGACGAAAGUCGA
Molecule: messenger RNA, 1655 nt
Organism: Brienomyrus brachyistius
Lineage: Eukaryota; Metazoa; Chordata; Actinopteri; Osteoglossiformes; Mormyridae
Gene: six1a
Product: SIX homeobox 1a
Exons: 2
Coding region: 243-1097 (284 amino acids)
Biological process (GO): regulation of transcription by RNA polymerase II
Cellular component (GO): nucleus; transcription regulator complex
Molecular function (GO): DNA-binding transcription factor activity, RNA polymerase II-specific; RNA polymerase II cis-regulatory region sequence-specific DNA binding
Source: RefSeq, a predicted model, not a curated record